Puccinia graminis f. sp. tritici CRL 75-36-700-3 is the source of this 2829-nucleotide messenger RNA. RefSeq lists its product as uncharacterized. The record is from RefSeq and is a predicted model, not a curated record. The transcript has 10 exons. The coding region runs from base 1 to 2829 and encodes 942 amino acids. NCBI's taxonomy places the organism in Eukaryota, Fungi, Basidiomycota, Pucciniomycetes, Pucciniales, Pucciniaceae.
AUGCCCUUAUUCGAAGGUGAUGGCGGAAAAAGAAGAAAACGGAUCCGUAAACCAAAAACCGAAGCAGGUGUCUCCUUCAGUCAAGCUGUCCAGCUGGAACAUCAACACAUCCUUCAGACCCCAUUGGCGCGACCAGCCAAUGAUAUACACCCAACCGAUCAUCCCAAUGAAGACUCAUCAGCUCAAGAAAACAACAACCAAACCUUAGAUCCCACUGGUCAGGACGACUUUGACUUUGGAGCUGACCACAUCGGAAACAACGAUCUGGACCCCUUCGAAUCUGCACACCAACAGGAUCGGUUACCAUCGGACCACCAAGACAAUGAUCAUCUUACCAAUUCUUGUGUUCAGCAACUACACCGAUACUUUCAAAGUGAACAUUACAAACAAAAGAAGAUCCUAGAAGAGAAGAAUUGGGAAGAAGCAUAUCAGGAAAUGUUCUCAUCAUUCCAGCAGUGCGCGAUCAAAACCUUCGAAUGGGGUAACCCAAACCUAUGGAACCAUGAUUGGAACGAGCCCUGUAAUUGUAAUAAUCUUCGAUCAAGACCAGUGGUCUUGGUAGAUAUGUACAGCAGAACACAAACCGAAGUCUCAUUUUGCAAAUGCCAGUCAGACCAGGUCCGCCUUAUCAGGAUGGGUUAUAUCGGAGGAUCACCAAAAUUCCCCAGAACCGCAUUUUCCAUACGACUCUUGAGAUUCCAUCAUAUCAUCUGGAAACACUGUGCAGUAUCAAUCACACCUUUUUCAAAAGCUCUGGACGAGUUCCUCGAUUCAAAUAACCCUCUCAUUCUUGUAUCACCACCAACUUUGCAAUCUGAAAGCUGUUAUACUACCAGACAAUGGAGGCAAACCAUCUCCGCAGCAAUUGAUGCAUACCGGGAGAUGAUCAGGCGAGGACAGAUCAUAUCGGAAGAGCUCUUACAGAUGGGACCUAUGGAUAAACUUGCGAAUAUUUGUCCAAAGUGCUAUGGCCCCCCAGUUCCUGGAAAGACACCGGACGAGCCAGAUUAUAUUGUAUGCAUGGACGGAAAUUUUCAACAUCGUAGACACCUUGCAGCCAGCCAAGAACUUCAUCAAUCUCGCAAGCCUAACACCCUCUUCAUUUCUCCGGCCGAGGUUCAGGAAAUGGAAUUGAGUAUGGUAUCCAGUCGAAACACAUUGGCAGCAGAUGAAACCUUAGACCGAUGUACUGAACAACACACAGCAGCCAAUGAUACCAGGGGGGCUGCAACAUGGAAGGCUUGUGAUGACACUGGCAUCUUUGGGUUGGGAUGUCGUCAUGACCAAAUCUUGAGGCUAAUCAACAUAGUUCAAAGUGGUGAAAAUGAAGAACGCCAGGGAAACCAGUUGAUGUUUGGAACAAGUGUUUUCCAUGCUUAUGUUCAUCAAUGGUCAUGUCAGCUGCAAUAUAACCCUAGGCUCAACACUGGAUGGGGGCUGUCGGAUGGUGAAGGAAUGGAGCGGAUUUGGGCUUAUUUAUCUCCUCUGAUCAGCUCCCUAAGGUAUUCGACCAAGACUCAUAGACUUGUGGCAUUAGAUCUACGGUCUUCCCAUCACAAUGAUACUGGUAAAACAAAUUCAGUCAGAUUGCUCUUAGAUCGUGGUAAACAGGUGGAAGAAGCAAUGAAAACUGCCCUUGAAAAACUUAAGGAAAUCGAAGAGGAUUUUGGUCACUCCACAGUUUACUUGGCUGACCAAUGGAUCCGACAAAGAGAGUGUCAACUAUCGGUGAUGGAGACAGAGUCUGAAAGAGAUAUGAUGAAACAAGUUGAGGAACUUGUUGAGUUGGAAGACCAACUUCGGGAUACACACGACACAAUAGUAUCAUUAAGAGCCAAACGUAGGCGUGAUCGAACCAGCGAGGAACAAAGGCAGCUUCAUGGACUACCGGACACAGUUGUAUCGUUGGAGGAACAAAUUGAUCAGGUUAUCAGUGAGCUUGGAUCUGAAGCAUUUCGAGGUCUUCCAGGUGCCUCUGAUGCAGAGACAAAGGCUCUAAUAAGGUUGAAAGUGAGCAAAUCCAAACUAUACGAGGCCAAAGUGGGGGUUUUGGAAGUCCAGAAGAGAUGGGAUCAAAGGGGAUCAGGUACACGCAUGCAAGCUAGGUUCAAGAAAUUGAUGAGUUCCAAGGUCAAGCUUCUGAAGAGCAAGUGGACAUCAUACUGCAACCGAGCCACCAUCUACAAUGAAAACUAUAUGCCAGAGAUCGACGUUGGAACACCUACAUUUGAAGAAAUCAAGUCAAUGGGCCUGGAUGAUCAUUUUUGGGAUAUGGGGUCUCUUUUGCAUCCAAAUGAGCCUUGGGCAAUUGAUCCAAAUGUGCGAGAAGGGAUUGAUGCACUCCUUACAUCCACCCAUUGCAAAGACGAGCUGCGAAGGAUUUCACGAGAGGCACGACAAGCAGUCAAGUGGGCUAUUGAUAGGUCAAACUCUCUGGAAAAUCUUUAUGACUUGUUAGACCCAGCAAACCAGCAAUCUGGUGAAGGAAGCAAUUUUUUAACCCAAAUCUGCUCCAAGCAUAACAUUCCUCAUGCUGUUCUGAAGUCUGUCUACUGCUCACUAGCCAAAAGUCACAGUCGAGUUUUGAUGACCUGGAACGCCAGCUGCUUUGAGCUCCUCGACUGGAGUCAACAAUAUCAUCAAGACCACGAAGCAAAUGAUGAAAAUAUUCAACACCAAUGGACCAGAUUAGUUACUGAAGCCCAUAACACAUGGCAGAAAAUAACAAUGGGUACUUCUAUAGUGUUUGAAUUUAGUAGUGUAGAGGAACAGCAGGAGGAAGAUAUUUUACAACAAGAGGAGCACAUAAAUGAUACUCAUUUGGAAUAA